This is a messenger RNA of Peromyscus californicus insignis, 6298 nucleotides long. It is a transcript of the gene Spmap2, whose product is annotated as theg spermatid protein. The transcript is spliced from 10 exons. NCBI's taxonomy places the organism in Eukaryota, Metazoa, Chordata, Mammalia, Rodentia, Cricetidae. Gene Ontology annotation, biological process: spermatogenesis. The record is from RefSeq and is a predicted model, not a curated record. Bases 5008 to 6150 code for a protein of 380 amino acids.
GGGGCUCAGGGGAGGAUGGAGGAGGAAAUACAGUGGCGGGACAGAGGGGAGCAACCUGCGUUACGGGGAUAGCUCCCACACGGGGAACGACGGGUAGUUUGAAGUUAGGGUGAUGUGCAUCUGGGGAGGCCUUUGGGAUCUUUGGUAUUGGCUGAUCUGUGUCUGUCAAAGCCAAAGUCAUAUGCUCCCUCCCUAUGCGCUGCUGUCCUGGGUGGCUUCCCCUACGGUUGAGCUGCGUGGCCAUCUCAGGGUUGGGCUGGCCUGACUGUGAACAUAUUUGGGCUGAUGUGUGGCGCUUUCUCUCCCACACCCGUCUUUGCACGGACAGGGUGGGACUCUUUCUGUCUCCACCCUCGCUGUGUCCCUGGAGUCAGGCCAGGCUCUUCCUGAGUGUGCGCCUGCCUGUACACAGCUGAGGUCCCUCGAGGUGUGCCCCCUGCAGUCAAAGCCGGGGAGCUCUUCCAUAGAAGAGUUUGGGUCUUAGUGUCUGUCCUACAGUGGGUCCUUCAUUAACACCUGCUGGGGAGGCCACUCGGACUCUGGUUCACUGGACCAGCAGGGAUGGGCCCCAGGUUUCUUAAAAACCGUGGGGCUGCAACUCCAUACAGGACUGAAUGGGGAGGGUGUGGAAAACUGGACAACAGUUAGAGGUUUUGGAGUAUAAAACAGCCAAAAAGAAACUCAAAAUCAAAAACAUAACAAGACUGGGCCUGGAGGAAUGACUCAGCGGUUAAGAUCACUGAUUGCUCUUCCAGAGGACCCAGGUUCAAUUCCCAGCACCCACAUGGCAGCUCACAACUGUCUGUAACUCCAAUUCCCGGGGAUCUGACACCUUCACACCAAUGCACAUAACACAAAGUUAAAUUAUUAAAAAAAAACAUAACAAGACUGAGAUGUCUCUGGCCUCACUUUCCUGUGCAGCACCACACAGCUUCACUGCAGCUCUGGACAUGCAGCACGCUGGUGCCCUUAUGACGACGAGCAGUGACCAGUGUCACCAAAAUCCCUCAAUGGUCGGCCUACUGUGUAUGACUGUGGUGUUCAAAUGACCUCCAGACCUCUACGGCUAACUCUGCCCUCUGACUCCAAGCAAGCUUUGUCAGAACACAAACAAAAUACCACACAAUAGUUCUGGCUUUGUCAAGAAAAUGUACAAGAGGUAAAGGACUGUGGAAUCUUCCUCUGCAGUUAAAGAAAGCUGCCGAGGCCAGGCAUGUGUCAGGGGUGUCCCUGCAUGGAGGCCUGGAAAGGCCAUUGCAUGAAGCUGUGAAGGUCAAACCUGGAUUGUCUUAGAGACCCCAAGAUUUUGAAGACCCCAGUGAUAGGAAUUCUAGCCACGCCCCCAUGAUCCGCACAUGCCCUGGGUAAGAAUACCGAUAAAACUAAUAGCCAGAGCUGUGGGAUACUGACCAAGGGAACUGCUAACACAUGUGGAACCAGUCCAAGAGAGAGAAAUGUAUUUCAGUCAACAAAGCUGGAAGGGUGGAGCCAAGUAAGCCCUUUGACAUAGACUUAGAGAUACUGGAUUUGGACUUUGCCCUGCUGAGGUUUGGUCCAGCAUUUCCUCACUGUGUCCCCUUUCCUUUUGGAGUGGUAAUGUCUAUCUUGUGCCAUGGCAUAUUGGAUUUUAUCAAGUGUCAGUUAAGGAGAAUGCCAUGAGUCUCAGAAGAGACUUUAGACUUUUAAACAGUGUUGAGAUUGUGAAAGACUAUGGUAGCUUUUGAAGCUGGACUGAAUGUAUUUGCUUUGUGAUGUAGCUACAAGCCUGUGGGGGCCAGAGAGUGGAAUGUGGGGGUUUAGAUGAGAAUAUCUGUCAUAUAUUUGAAUGCUUGGUCCCUAGUUGGCGGAACUGUUUUGGGGUGACUAGGAUGUAGAUGGGGUUUUCCUAAGCUGGCAGCCACUUCCCAAAUAACUGACUCAGAGACUUAAUAUAAAUUACAAAUGCUUGGCCAAUAGCUCAGGCUUGUUACUAACUAGCUCUUACAACUUAACCCAUUUCUAUUAAUCUACGUGCUGCCCCAAGGCUCGUGGCUUUUACCUCUAUCCCAUUUUGUGUGUCCAACUUGUUCUGCAUCUGGCUGGUGACUCCUCGGACUCCACCCUUCUUCCUCCCAGCAUUCUCUCUGUCUCGGGCUGUCUCACCCAACCCCUGUGCAGCUACUGGCCAAUCAGCUUUUUAUUAACAAUGAGAGCAAUACAUAUUUACAAUGUACAGAAGGAUUAUUCCACAUUGCUAGAAUGUGUGGCCUUGUUGGGGGAGGUGUCUCAUUGUGGGUGGGCUUUGAGGUUUCAAAAGCCCAUGCCAGGCCCAGUCUCUUUUGUUCUAUGCAUCUCAUUUAUGGAAAAGAUGUAAUCUCUCAGCUACUGCUCCAGCACCAUGCCUGCAUCCCUGCUGCCAUGUUUCCCACCAUAGUGGCCACGGGCUCACCCUUGGACACUAUAACCAAGCCUCCAGUUAAUUUUUUUCUUUUAUAAGUUGCCUUGGUCAUAGUUGUAAGGAUUCUGUGUAUGCACAGCUCGGGGGGCUUGUCUGGCGCCUUAUUAUGUCAUUAGCGGGCAACUGCGUCCCAGCCUAAAAGCUGAAUGUGCACUCCCACACUCUCUGUCUCUCUGUCUCUCUCUCUCUUUGUCUCUCUGUCUCUCUCUCUGUCUCUCUGUCUCUCUCUCUCUCUCUUUCUGUCCCUCUCUCUCCUUCUCCUAAUAAACCUCUAAAAGGUACCACUGGGUUCUGUCGUGACUGUAACCAGCACCGCCACGGUAACCGGAGCCAGGUACCAGCGCCGUAUACCCUUUCAAUAGUGACUCUUCACAGCAAUAGAACAGAAUAAUACACCUGCCAAGGCCAGAAGAUGGUGUCAGAUGCCCUGGAGCUGGAGUUACAGGCACUUGUGAGCUAACACAUGGGUGCUGGGAACCAAACUCAGGAGGAGCAGCAAGUGCUCUUAACUGAGCCAUUCCCCCCACCCACACACACACCAGUACAACUAUUCUAUGUAGCUAUACCUGGGGUUAUAUGAACAAUUCUCAGAGGAAAAGGGAUUUUGAAUACAAACAGCAGUCCUGCUUUCUCUGGCUAAGCCUGUGGUACCUCGUCAUGGUUCCCGCAACACACAAACAAGGGAGUGGAUGGACUUUGUUUCCUGCCUGGGACCCCCAAGAUGGAGACUGUCCCUCCGUUCACCCCCAGAAUGCCCAGGGCCUGCAAUGGUUCCAGUCCCUCCAUCUUUGAUAUGUAUUAGCCAGGGUUCUCCAGGGCAUCAUAAGGGACAGAAUGAACAUAUGUAACAAAGGGCACUUACUAAAUUGUCUUGCAGGAUACGGGAUGGACAGUGCAGCAAUGGCUGUCUGAGUUCUGCAGAGGCUGAGUGCCUUACAACUGUCUCAUCCGCAAGGCUGGAUGCCUUACCAGUCCCGAUCUGGCACGGAAGGCCUGGAGGGGUCCUGGAGAAUCACUAGUCUUCAGUCCACCUUGCAAAGCUGAAGAGGCUGGGUUCUGAUGUCAGGUGGCGGUGGAGGCAACCACAGAGUAGACGCACUCACCAGCAAGAGGCAAAGGCCAGCAGGGAGUACUCCCUUCCGUAUAGACCUUACCAUCACUGGGCAGACUGGAAGUACUGCCGCUCUACGGUCUUGUCUCCCCGCCCCAACGCCAGCUAGUGUUUCCUGGAGAUGCUUUCACAGACCGGCCAGGCUGAUCUCUUACAUGGCCCCAGAUUCAACCAAACUGACAGUCGAGGUUAGCCAGCACAUCUGUCAGAGGUUGGGGGUCACCCUGGGUCUGGCCCCUUGGUUGUGACCUUUGAACUGGCAUUGCCUCCAAGGCUCCUGUCUUCGUUAGGGUGUCUCUUGCUGUGAAGAGACACCAUGGCCACAGCAGCUCUUAUAAAGGAAAACUUUUAAUCGGGGUGGCUUGCUUACAGUUUCUGAAGUUCAGUCCAUUGUCAUCAUGGCAGGAGCAUGGCCCCAUGCAGGCAGACAUGGUGCGGGCUACCUCUUGAUCAGAAGGCAACAGGAAGUAGACUGACACUGAGCGAAGCUUAAGCAAAAGAGACCUCAAAGCCCGCCCCCACCGUGACACACUUCCUUCAACAAGGCCACACCUCCCAAUGGUGCCACUCCCUGUGAGCUUAUGGGGGCCAGUUACAUUCAAAGUACCACAGCUCCUUUGGGUCCUGCCCCUCCCACCCCCCGCCUCUGGCAGUGAAGGUGGAGGUAAAGGCUCUGUAGCCAUGGAACGGGGGCCAAGGUCCUCUGUGCCAUUAGCUCCCCACACGUCCAGGCUGGAGAUGGGAGCUGUGUUGGCAGUACCCUCUGUCAGAGCCAUAAUUUCACUGUGAGGAUGCAUGGUGUCAUAUUGGAAGGUACUUCUUACAUAACUUGGGGACAGAGUCUACUCGUGUGGCAGUACUUUGAGGUGUGAGGACCUGAGAGUCAGCUGCCAGAGGAGGAAGUAGAGACCGCCCUCUCUGAGGGUGAACAGUUUGGAAGCUCCAGAAAGCAAAGACUCAUCUAUUGGGUCACCUGUCAUCAGAUUAACAGGCUCUGUGGCCACAGAACGACUGCUUGAGCAUCAGACAUUAAAAACAGGCCCAACCAUAGCUAAGAAGAAGAGAUGAGGUCUCUUUUAAGGAAAACGAGAAAGAAUCCAUGUCCAGAAAUCCCUGUGGAUCCCACAGACCCACCCAUGGGAGGGGGUACAGCUUCCUGUGAGAUCUGAAUCCGGGCUUGACUCUGGAGUCCAGUGCAGAUGGGUCAUCUCAGCACUCAGGAGGCUGGGUUUGAGGCUAGCCUGGGCCAUAGAGUGAGACCCUGUCACCCCUUGUCCUCCACUCCAAAAGAAAGACAUGUAUGGUGGGCCCCUGAGCUGUGCACCCCAGACCUGGCUCCCAGACUGGAUGGAAUGGGGGCCUCAGAAUCCACGGUGGGCAUUCUCCUGUUGCUGUGGCAACCACAGACGCACUUGGGUGUUGAGGGAGUGAGUUUAAAGGGUUAGGAGGGAUCGAGCACAUGGGGGAACUUGGCGAACACCGUGCCAGUUUGCUUAACAACCCUGCCCCGGAGGUCAAGACUUCGGGUGGGUCAGAGCACGGGCAGAGCAAUGGCGGUCUGGGCAAUGGCAAUUUGGGCCACCAGAGUGCGUCCUUUGAGAGCCCCUGGCUCCAGGGUUCCCAGGCCACCGAAGGGGUAGACGCAGAAGACCCAGAGGAAGAGAUUCCCCCGGAGGAGGUGGCUGGGGAAGAGCUCCCCGAGGCCCCCAAUCUGGAUGACAGUCUUGGACGAGAGUUGGAGGUGGAAGUGGUUGAAAUGAGCCAGCUGUCCAUCACCGAGCGGACUCCCAGCGUCUCCGUAGCCAAGAGCAAGAAAAAGAAGGGCCGGAGGCUGCUGGAGCUGGCAAAGCCCAAGACCAACUGGCAAUGCCUGAGAGACAGGAAGGGGUGCUGUUGUAAGGGCUAUGCCUGGAUGUCCCCACGCAAGAACAACUUGCAGUUCUGCCUGUAUUGGCCUUCUGUAUACUGGACCGAGCGAUUUAUUGAGGACACCACCUUGACCAUCACGGUCCCUGCGGUGUCCCACCGAGUGGAGGAGUUGUCGCGGCCCAAGAGGUUCUACCUGGAAUAUUACAACAACAACAGGACAACACCCAUCUGGCCUAUCCCUCGGUCCACUUUGGAGUAUCAACCGUCUAAUCGACUGAAGCAACUGGCUAUUCCGAAGGUUCGCAACAACAUCUGGAGCAUUAAUAUGUCUGAGAUUUCCCAGGUGUCCAGAGCAGCCCAGAUGGCAGUCCCCACCCCACGGACUCUUCACCUGGCCAAGCCCAGGCCCCCGGCCACCCUGUUGGAAGAGUGGGACCCUAUGCCGAAGCCCAAGGCUCAUGUGUCAGACUACAACCGCCUCCUUCAGCUGGCAACGCCCAAGGCCAUGUCAGAAAAGUGUGUUCCUGACCGCAGUCCUCAGUGGGAGGUCCUGGAAGCCGCCAAGAGAGCAGUGGCCAGUUCACGGAUCAUCUCUCUGGCCCAGCCCAGAAUACGCAAGGACCUCAAUGAGGGCUACAACCCGUACUACAUCUCCCCGGCCUCUCUGGUGGCUCAGGCAUCUCCUCGCAUUUAUGAGCUUGCCACCCCUAAAUACAUCACCAAGAAAGUGUGACCGCCAGGCCUGAUCUCCAGCCCGCCCCCAGUAAACACCCAAGUGCAUCCUUGCCUGUGUGCAUGAUUCACUAAGCUCCGUGGCCUGGGUCGGGGGCGGGCAGGGACGCCAAAGGCCAGAACAAUAAUAACGUUAUUUUUGCAUUCUA